This is a messenger RNA of Zymoseptoria tritici IPO323, 444 nucleotides long. RefSeq lists its product as uncharacterized. Lineage: Eukaryota; Fungi; Ascomycota; Dothideomycetes; Mycosphaerellales; Mycosphaerellaceae. The coding region runs from base 107 to 286 and encodes 59 amino acids. The record is from RefSeq and is a predicted model, not a curated record. The transcript is spliced from 2 exons.
GUACUGAGCAGCCACCGAGUACUGAGCAGCCACCGACUACCGAGCAGCCGCCAUCUUAUUCCGUCAAGCGAGGAACGGAAAACACCAACGGCAUGGCGAAGCGCGCAUGCUACUUCGACGCCCAAGGCCAACAGCACUGCAGCACUACUUCCAACUGCACGACCCGGGACGACGGGUCCGUGGUCUGCGUUGGCAAGCGAGAGGCGGAAGCGGAAGUGGCUUAACGAAGAGGCAAUGCGACUUCGACGCGCAGGGCAAACAGCACUGCAAUCCCAACCCUCGGUGAGGAGAGUUGUCGGUGCUGUAUGAUUGCGCAGCGAUUUGGUGGUCGAACAGGACAAGACGAAUUUAUGACUUUAUGAAAUGUAGAUGCAGGAUGACCGGGAUCCUGUGGGAACAUAGAAUUGGCGAGAUAGUUAAUAAUGGCCUUUAUGGCAGAGUUUG